Bufo bufo (common toad) is the source of this 3438-nucleotide messenger RNA. RefSeq names its product contactin-associated protein-like 4. The record is from RefSeq and is a predicted model, not a curated record. NCBI's taxonomy places the organism in Eukaryota, Metazoa, Chordata, Amphibia, Anura, Bufonidae. The coding region runs from base 16 to 3438 and encodes 1140 amino acids. The transcript has 21 exons.
AAUGGGAGAAUUGGAAUGAGAAUAGAAGUAUAUGGCUGUACAUACAGUUCAGACAUUAUAUAUCUUGAUGGUAAAAGCUCCAUAAUGUAUCGAUUUUAUGAAAAGUCAAUGAGCACAACAAAAGAUUUGAUCUCUCUUAAAUUUAAAACAAUGCUCAGUGAUGGUGUUCUGCUUCAUGGAGAAGGACAAAAUGGAGAUCGUAUUGCAUUGGAGCUUAUUAAAGGAAGACUUUGCUUAAGUAUUCACCUAGGAAAUUUGCAAUUUCAUGCCUCCAAUCCUCAUGUUAAUGUAUUCCUGGGAAGCCUGCUAGACGACCAGCAGUGGCAUUCAGUUGUCAUAGAGCGCUUUGGAAGACAAGUAAAUUUCACUGUUGACAGACAUGUGCAUCAUUUCUUCAUGAAAGGAGACAUCUCCUAUCUGGACAUUGAUUAUGAGCUUAGCUUUGGAGGGAUCGCAUCACAAGGAAAAUCAGCAUCACUGCUGCGGAGGAACUUCCAUGGAUGCAUUGAAAAUCUUUAUUAUAAUGGUUUAAACAUCUCUGACUUGGCUAAAAGAUAUAAACCUCAGAUUCACAUUGAGGGAAAUGUUUCAUUUUCCUGUCAAGAGCCUCCAGUGGUUCCAGUGACAUUUCUAAAUUCACAAAGCUAUUUGAUUUUGCCAGGAUUAUCUUUGCAAGAAGAAGUUGCAAUCUCGUUUUUUUUCCGUACGUGGAACAGGGAAGGUUUUUUGUUUGCUACUAAACUCAGCUCUGCUCCUUUCCAGUUUGUCGUAUAUAUUUCCGAUGGAAAGCUUAAAAUGAGUCUUUUCAAAAAUCGAAAAUUGUAUCUGGACCUAGUAACAGGUUUCGACCUUAACAAUGGACAAUGGCAUUAUGUUUCCCUUCUUGCUAAAAGAAAUCGUGUGAAUCUUAUCCUGGAUUAUGAUGGAUCUACAAGCUUAUCUAUGAGUUUACCAUUUCCAGUUUCAUCAACAGAGAACUACUAUUUUGGAGGUUGUUCUAACAGCAGCGUGCCCCAUGAAUGCAUAAAACCUGUUGGUACUUUCCUUGGAUGCAUGAGAUUAAUUUCCAUUGGUGCAAAAGUGAUUGACCUUAUUCAAGUGCAGCAGGGUAUACUUGGUAAUUUCAGCGAUUUGCAGAUUGAUUUAUGUGGUAUCCUUGAUAGAUGUUUUCCAAAUUACUGUGAGCAUGGAGGAAUGUGCUCGCAAACAUGGAGUGAUUUUUACUGUAAUUGCUCAGACACAGGAUACAUGGGAGCAACUUGUCAUUAUCCUAAAUAUGAACAGUCAUGUGAAGCAUAUAAAUACAAAGGAAACGCAUCUGGAUACUUCUACAUUGAUUCUGAUGGGAGCGGGUCUCUUGAACCAUUUCUGGUUUACUGUAAUAUGACAGAUACAGCAAUAAGUAUAUUACAUCACAACAAUACAGAUCUGAAUAAGGUAAAGAGUUCCAAUCGGGAGAACCCUCAUGUGAUGAAUUUCAAAUACUCUGCUGAUAUGGAGCAGCUCCAGGCUAUAAUAAACAAUUCUGAGCACUGCAAACAGGAAAUUUCUUACCACUGUAAAAAGUCGCGCAUUCAACAUAAGCAAAGUAACAUCCCUUUCACAUGGUGGGUUGGACGUAAUAAUCAGACUCAUAUGUACUGGACUGGUUCUUUGCCAAAUGAAAACAGAUGUGCAUGUGGACUUGAAGGAAACUGUGAGGAUUCCCAACAUUAUUGCAAUUGUGAUGCUGACAAAAGUGAAUGGUUAAGUGACAAAGGAUUCCUGUCCAAUAAAGAUCACCUUCCAGUGACCAAGAUUGUGAUUACUGAUACGGACAGACCACACUCAGAAGCUGCUUAUAAACUUGGUCCCCUGCUAUGCUGGGAGGAUAGAAGAUUUUGGAAUGCAGCUUCAUUUAACACGUUAUCAUCUUACCUGCAUUUCCCUACCUUUGAUGGUGAAUUUAGUGCAGACGUGUCUUUUUUCUUUAAAACUGCAUCACCAUCUGGACUAUUCUUGGAAAACCUCGGAAUUAAGGAUUUUAUUCGGAUAGAGCUAGAAUCUCCAACAGAUGUUGUUUUUUCAUUUGAUGUUGGAAAUGGCCCCUUAGAGGUUCGUGUAAGCUCGCCUACUCAUUUAAAUGACAGUCAAUGGCAUUUUGUGAAAGCUGAGAGAAACAUCAAAGAAGCCUCUCUUCAAGUGGACAACUUACCCCAAAAAACAUACAUUACCCCCUCAGAUGGACAUAUACGUCUACAGCUUUACAGUCAGCUCUUCAUAGGUGGAACACCUUCAAGGCAGAAAGGAUAUUUAGGUUGCAUCCGCUCCUUAAAGUUGAAUGGUAUUCCUAUUGACUUGGAAGAAAGAGCAAAGGUGACCCCAGGUAUCAAACCAGGGUGCCCUGGACACUGCAGUAGCUAUGGGAAUUUAUGUCACAAUGGAGGAAAAUGUGUUGAAAAACAAAAUGGGUUUUCAUGUGACUGCACUUUGUCAGCAUUUACAGGAGCAUUUUGCAAGAAAGAAAUUUCAGCACAAUUUGAAGCAGAAUCAUCAUUAACUUAUACAAUUCAAGAGAAUUAUACCAUGAUUAAAAAUUCAAGUUUGAUGGCAUCUUCUAUUUAUGCUGAAUCAAAUUCUAAGGAAAGUAUAUCUUUCAAUUUCAGAACAACUCAAGCACCAAGUUUAUUGCUUUUUGUACAAUCUCUAAAUAAAGCAUAUAUUUCAAUUAUCAUCUCAAAAAAUGGAAGUUUGCAAAUCGGGUACAAAUUGAAUUAUUAUCAUGAUCCUGAUAUUUUCACCAUCAAUUCUAAAAAUCUAGCUGAUGGUCAUCUGCACAGACUCUCAAUUCUGAGAAAACAAGAUAUCUUAUCUGUGGAGGUUAACCAAUAUGGAUCUGAGCAAUUCAUUCUCAGUUCUGGCACAAAGUUCAAUACAAUCCAUUCUCUUGUACUUGGUAAAAUAUCAGAUGACAUUGAGGUUGACCUAGAGACACUGAAGGCCAGUGUUAAUGGAUUUAUUGGAUGCCUCUCUGCUGUGCGUUUUAAUAACAUUGUACCACUAAAGACAGCUUUCAAAAGCAAUUUUACUUCUCAAAUAAUAAUAAAGGGACAUGUUAUCGAGUCUAGUUGUGGAUCCAUAAAUGGAGAGGAUGCAGGAUCUGGAGAAACAACCCACUCACUUGCAGAUCAUUCUGGAACAUUGCAUAAUGGAGAAAAGUUAACUAAUGCAUUAAGAAAUGGUGUUGCACUUAUUGGAGGUGUAAUAUCUGUUGUAAUAUUCAUUUUAUUAUGCAUUGCUGGCAUAGCAAUAAGAAUUUAUCUCCAGAAGAAUACAUAUAAAAAAAAUGAAGCCAAAGAAUCAGAACAUGAGGACAAUGAAGAAGCAGCAGCCAAACUGAAAGCUGAGAUCAGUAUGCAAAAUGCAAUCAACGAAAGUCAAAAAGAAUUUUUUUUCUAA